Salmo salar (Atlantic salmon) is the source of this 2277-nucleotide messenger RNA. It is a transcript of the gene cirbpb, whose product is annotated as cold inducible RNA binding protein b. The record is from RefSeq and is a predicted model, not a curated record. Gene Ontology annotation, molecular function: RNA binding. NCBI's taxonomy places the organism in Eukaryota, Metazoa, Chordata, Actinopteri, Salmoniformes, Salmonidae.
GCUGCAGAACUUUUUGAGGAUCUGGGGACCCAUACCAAAUCUUUUCAGUCUCCUGAACUGUCUUGGUGUGUUUGGCAGUGGGCGCGGAAUGUAGCAUGUAAUAACAGCGGUCUGCAGGUAGAUCCUUUUUUUUUGUGAACAAAAUGUGCAAUUCACACUCUGACCUGUGAAAGGCAGCAAUACGCAACAAAGCGUCUAUUAUAACGGAAGACCACACGAAGAAGAAGAAGAGCUCAUAAACAGGAGCCAUUUUAACAUCUUUCUCAGACGGCGCCAAACUACACAGAGAUAAUCCAAGAUGUCUGACGAAGGGAAGCUUUUUGUUGGAGGACUGUGUUUUGACACCGAUGAAACUUCACUGGAAGAGGCGUUUUCAAAAUAUGGAAACAUUGCUAAAGUCGACGUUGUCAGAGACCGAGAGACACAGAGAUCCAGGGGUUUUGGCUUUGUGACUUUUGAAAACCCAGAAGAUGCCAAAGACGCAAUGGCUGCAAUGAAUGGCAAGUCGGUCGAUGGCAGGAUGAUUCGUGUGGAUGAAGCUGGCAAGUCAGGAGGAAGAUCUGACCGCGGGGGCGGCUUCAGGGGCGGUUCUGGCGGCUUCAGGGGCGGUUCUGGUGGCUUCAGAGGAGGCAGAGGAAGAGGUGGUGGAGGUUAUGGUGGGGGAGAAAGAAGCUAUGGCGGGGACCGCAGCUAUGGCGGGGACCGCAGCUAUGGCGGGGACCGCAGCUAUGGGGGCGGCGGGGACCGUAGCUAUGGCGGUGGCUACAGGAGUGGUGGUGGAGGAGGAUACUCCUCUGGGGGUGGCAGCGGCGGUUACAGAGAGGCCAGGAGUGGAGGAGAAGGUGGUUAUGGUGGCCGCUCUGGGGGAUCCUACCGAGACAGCUAUGACAGCUAUGGUAAGUAUAAUGAUGUAGCCUAGUUGUUGAUCUCACUGUUAGUACGAACUAGAAAUGUUUAGGAGGAACUGGACAUGAUUGCAUAGACUCCCAGAACGACCCCUGUAAGACUUUGUUGCUCAGAAACCGAAAGCUUGUGCCCUCUUCAAUUAGUAUGUUAAAAUACUCACGUCUGCUCAAAGAAUCAAACAUUUCUUUGAAACGAUGGAUAUCCAGCCCUCUACCACCCUAUCCAAAAGCAGAAAGACAUUCCUAGAUUUUUUCACUCAGUUUCCUUUUGAAGAGGCAUAGGUUCUUUCAAUGCCCUUGUCCUGGUGCUUUCCUGUUGCAAUGAUAACUGUGGCACAAAAUAUAAAUAGGCUCUAGUCUACUGUGAGAAAUGUCAGAAUGCUGCAGUGCCUUUACACUUGUGCCUACUUCUUGUCCUCAGCUACACACGAGUAAAAACAAAAACAAACUUCCUGAUUGCAAGAUCGUCCCAUCGCUGGCUGUUUUUUUAAAGAUGCGCUCUUCGAAGACUUUUUUUUUUCUGUUUGUGGUAUCUGGUUCUAGUGUUUUCUUUAACAAAUCAGCAUCUUUAGUCCUUUUUUAUCGUGUUGAAAGUACUCUUCAGGAUCUCUGUCCUCAUGGCAGUAACUGAAAUCCUGUAGCAUUUAAUUACUGUAAGCCUUGAUGCUCAGUAAGGGUCUGAGUACCUUAAGCUCAAUAUGCCCUCCUGUUGCAGGGAGAAUGCACUGGGAGAAUCAAAUUUGAUAAUUUUAUAAAAAUGCCUUUGUUUGCAAUUAAACCUGUUUCUACUGUUGAAUCGUAACCUGUUCAACACAGCCUGAUAGCUUCUAAGACAAAUUCAAUGUUCCUGCUCAAUCGAAAGACUCAAAUAUCAGUAGCGACAUGUUUCCAUUUAAUCUCAUUUUUAACUGGAGUUGUAGUGAAUUCUGGUCUUUAAAAAAUGAAAUCUAUGAAAUUUACACUAGAAGCUGGAAAAGCUGUGAUUGUGCUCUAAAGACAUUUUGCUCCUUCAGUUCUGUAAUGCAUUCCUUUAGUGUAGCAAGGAUGGAAUGCUAAGUGGGAGCACUGGUUUCCAGCUGACCACCUUGAUAUUGCUAAAGAUUUGUCAAUACUCGGUAUCCAAAGAGUGAAUUACUUUGACUGGUGAACCUACUUCAGCUCAUUGGGCUGUAUACUAGGUGUUAGUUGCAGCCUUCUGCAGUUGGCCUAAGGUACUUUGCUCUUUGCAAACAUGUGCAUAAUAUGCUGAUGGACUGAACGUUCACUCUCAAUGUUACUUCAAGGAUAUGUGCUCUCUGUUCUGUUAACCAACACCUAAGAUUUUUUUGUAUAUCCUGGCUUCAUGAAGCCUAUUAAACAACCCCGUUGAAAA